This is a messenger RNA of Mesorhabditis spiculigera, 1077 nucleotides long. Lineage: Eukaryota; Metazoa; Nematoda; Chromadorea; Rhabditida; Rhabditidae. The record is from the annotation of a GenBank genome assembly.
AUGAGCUACGAUGAUACUCCGGAAUUUGUAAAGCAUCAAGGGAGACCUCCCAGCGACACUCCGAUGACCGAGUUUGAGAAGAAGUACAUGGCGAAUGCGUCGGAAGUCCCCGCAACUUAUGAGCCCGAGAAGCAGCAGAAGAUUUUGAUGCUGAUUGUCGUUCAGAAAGGCACCAAGUUGGCCACGUACAGCCAAGCCCUCUCCUCUAUGGAAUGCUACGCGAAAAGACAGGGAUACGAUUAUCGAUUGGUGGAGGACAAGGAAUAUCCGAUGUGCAAGCAGAAGGAUUUCAUGUUCCGCCGUCACUGCAUCGUCCUCCAAUUCUUGCCCGACUACGAUUUCCUCGUAUUUUUGGAUGGAGACAUGGCCGUCGUCAAUCCAGAUAGGCGCUAUGAGGAAUGGAUAGACCCGAACGCCGAUCUGACCCUCUACGAGCGGAUCGGGAAUUGGGAAUUCGCGGCCGGGAGUUAUAUAGCCAGGAAUUGCGACUGGACCAAGGAGUUUUUGAGACUAUUUGCCGACUACGAGACCCAAAUUCCGAGGAGCUUCCACGGGACGGACAACGGGGCUUUGCACAUUUUCAUCGCCGAAAUGUUAUACCCGGAUUUGCAUGAGGAUUUAAAAACUUGCUGGGAAAUCUACCGAAAAUCACGCAACUACGAGACGCUUUUCAUCUAUGAAGCCUGUGUGCGGAACGUCAUGGGAUUCCGGCGGAACGUCGAGCACCUGAAGAUUAUGCCAAAGGGCACCUCCUGGGUGCGGGACAUCUGGCUGACAGACUCGCGGUGGAGCCGCGAGCACGACUUCAUGCUCCACGCCCUCCAGCAGCAGAGGAGACUCGCCUUCAACUCGAAUAUGGUGGACCGGGCAAAUAUGGGCUCCAAGCAUCUCCAUUACUACGACCCGUUCCUGCCGAAUGCAAACUGGACCGGAUGCGCCGACCCGGAGUUUAAGUGGCCGCUCGAUGAGCGGUUGAUCGUCGCGAACGAAGUGAUCACCUCCACCCUCCAGCGCCUCAAAAAGCAGACCGAAAAGGAGCGCUGGAAAAUGGCGGGCAAGGUGGAAAAAUGGGUAUAU